AUGUCAAAACCUCAUAUAACUCAUUGUGAUUUUCGUCAAUACAAAGACUUGACAAAUCAACUUGUUAUGGAAGAGUCUGUUUUUAUUGCUUUAAUAAAUCGGCAUGCAGAUGUACUCAUUAAGCGUCGGAGUGUGAAAAGUUCUGUCACUCUUCCUUUUUUAUGUAUUGCACAAAUCACAUUUUCAAUGAACGAUUCCAUACUCUUUUCUCAAUUGAUUGAAGACAAAAUUGGGUGUAUAAAAUCACUUGAAAUGAGUCAAGGUGUUAAAGAAAGUACUGCAAACGAACGUUUGAAAAAAAAUCGAUUGAAACAAACAAACUUCCUUUUAAACGACAUUUUGAGUGAAAUUGGGUACUUCAACAGAACUAAAUUUGAAAAACGGAAAACUGGUGGGCUUGUCUUAGAAUUUAUAGACUCAAUUGAGUGUGUCAAUGGUGACUUUUUCGACGGCGACGAUAUUGCUUUCUAUGGAAAAAGAAUUAACAACUUUUUGGAAAAGGCUAUAAACGAAAAGCCAAGUGUGCUUUUUGAAAAGGAUAAUCAACAACUCCAAAACCUCAUUGGAAAAUAA
Molecule: messenger RNA, 573 nt
Organism: Entamoeba invadens IP1
Lineage: Eukaryota; Evosea; Mastigamoebida; Endamoebidae
Exons: 1
Coding region: 1-573 (190 amino acids)
Source: RefSeq, a predicted model, not a curated record